Molecule: messenger RNA, 1659 nt
Organism: Salvia hispanica
Lineage: Eukaryota; Viridiplantae; Streptophyta; Magnoliopsida; Lamiales; Lamiaceae
Source: RefSeq, a predicted model, not a curated record
AUGGCUUUUUCUACCCAAAACCGACUCAUUAUCGCAUAUAUUUUUCUCUUAAUUAAUUUAUCAUCAACACAAACCAAACAAGCCUCUUCUUCAUGCUUCAAAUCCAUAAUUGGGUUCGGUGAUUCACUAGCUGAUACUGGAAACCUAAUCCAUCUCUAUAAAUCGGACCCUCCCUUCUUUUUUACGGUGCCACCGUACGGAGAAACAUUCUUCCAUCAUCCCUCCGGAAUAUGCUCUGAUGGGCGCCUCAUUAUCGACUUCAUUGCUGAAUAUUUGGGGCUUCCUUUGGUGCCGCCGUUUUAUGGUGGGAAGAAUUUGAGCGGCGGAAGUAGCGUGAAUUUUGCGACGGCAUCGGCGAAUGCGCUGCCGGACUACUUUUUUAUGAGCAAAGGCAUCAAAGUGCGUAAUGCAAAUAUUUCUCUCUCCGAUCAGUUGCGUUGGUUUAAGGAAUUAUUUUUGCCAAAAUUCUAUCGCAAACAUUCAGAGCUUAAGAGAUUUAUGGAGGAAUCAUUGGUGAUAGUUGGAGAGAUAGGAGGCAACGACUAUAAUCACGCUUUACUUGAUGGAAAAAGCAUGGAGUCAGUCAAAAAUUUCGUACCUCAAGUUGUUGGUGAAAUCACUUCAGCAAUCAAUGAACUGAUUAAACUUGGAGCAGUGACACUAAUGGUUCCAGGCAACUUUCCCAUUGGAUGUUUAGCCGCAUAUCUCACAAUGUUCAAAAGCUUGAACCAAAAUGAUUACGACCCAAAAACCGGUUGUAUUGAUUGGUUAAACGAGUUUGCUACUCACCACAAUAACCUACUUCAAUCCGAACUUAACCGCAUCCAAGAGGAGAAUCCCACCACCAAAAUUAUCUACGCGGACUAUUACAAUGCUGCAAUGCGCUUCUAUGGCUCCCCACUAGAAUAUGGGUUCACAAAAGGAGGGCUUGCAACUUGUUGCGGAGGGUGCGGACCAUAUAACAUAGACCCGUCGCUACGAGGGAGUCAAGUGUGUGAGAAUCCAUAUGAAUAUGUGGGUUGGGAUGGCUUGCACUUGACUGAAGCAGCAUACAAAGUGGUGGCAACGGGUUUGAUCAAAGAAUCUUAUACCAUUCCUCGAAUCAAUUAUUCAUGGGCUUUGUCUUCCAACUAUGGUGCUGUCAACCUUUCCGAUCAAUAAUUAUAAAUAUAGGGUUCAUGGUGCUCGUUGGAAGUAUAUUUGUAUAUCAAUUAACGAAGAGGAAUCAGCUUUACGCUUCAUUAGGGUUCCUCAUUGUAUGGAAAGAAGAAGUAAAGAUGACAGUCUAUCAAAGAAAGGGAACAAAUUGCGCAUAUAAUUAGAGGUGGUGUGGGGUGGGGACUGGUGGUAUUGAGUCUUUUAAUUGACCCAUCCUUUAAUGGUGGCAGGUACCAUUACUCAGCUUAAGGCAAUGGUGUCUCCUAUUGUUGGAGCUAGAUCUGCAGCUACUUCAUUAUUGUUUAUCAUUUUAUCUUGUCAAUAAACACCAAUACAUGGGUCUUCAAUUAUUUAACAACAUUGUUUAAUAGGACAGUUACUAAAAACAGAGACGGACCUAUGUGGGGGUACGGGGGUUCCUUGGAACCCCACCCAUUUUGCUAUUUACUAUACUAUGUAUAGUUAAACUACAUUGUUCAAGUAUUUAGUUAGCUGAUCAGU